UCAAUCUUUUCAAUCAAUUACUUCAAAUAUUCACUCAUUCAUUUCAUGACAUUGACAGUCGGGCUACAUUGAGACGUCCCAUUUUUAUUAAUUUUUAUUUGUGGUUUACAAAAUGUUGUAAUGGAAAUAAGUACAUCAAUAACAAAGACUUUUGUUUUCGUUAGAAUAUGUUAUUAAUAAAAUAAAACAGUGAGGUCUACUUUAACGCAGAUCAGGAAUUGAAAGAUAGAAAACCUUUUUCUGCUAUAUUGUGUUUUUUUAUUUGUUUUCACGUAAAUACAAUAUAUUUUGAUGAUGGAUACGACGACGGGAUCUAUUAACAACGAGGUGAAUGUGGACAAUGAAGAGGAGAUUAUUGACGACUCGGAAGAGAGAGAACUGGUGGCGGACUCGUGUUCCACCAAGGUCCUGGACACCGCAGAGCAGCCCCGCGACAGAUACAACUUAGUCUACAUUUUAUUCUAUUUAUUCGGGAUCACUUCACUAGUCCCAUGGAAUUUCCUUAUCACUGCAAAUGAUUAUUGGAUGUACAAGUUUCGAGAUGUAAACCCGAAUAAUGUGACCAUGUUCACUGAGGUCAGGAAGUCUCAGUUCCAGGCUGAGUUUACCUCGUAUCUAAAUGUGGCCACUGCAAUCCCUAACUUGAUAUUCCUCAUCUUAAACUCUCUGUAUGGGCAUCUAGUUUCAAUGAAGAGUAGACUGCAGGGUUCUCUGUUUAUAGUGACACUAGCAUUCCUAGUGACCACAGCUCUUGUACAAGUCGACACUGAUGACUGGCAGAAUGGUUUCUUCAUCAUAACAAUGGUGACAGUGGUGAUCAUGACAGCGGCCAGUGCGGUGUUCAUAGGAGGCUUAGUGGGCAUAGCGAGUCGUUUCUCCAAAGAAUACAUGGCAGCGGUGGUCAGUGGCCAAUCCUUGGGUGGAAUCCUGGCCGCGGUAGCUCAAAUCAUAUCUCUGGCCUUUAAAAUAUCGCCGCUCCACAGCGCCCUCAUAUACUUCGUUAUAGCAGACUUUAUGGUCAUCAGCUCUUUAGUGUCAUAUGCUAUGCUGUACAAGAUUGACUUCUUCACUCAUCACAUACUUAGAGGCUGUGGAGGCAUGGCAGUCAAUAGACAUCGAGAAGUUACCAUGAAAGUGAUAUUGAAGAAGAUUUGGGUGUACGCAUUCAGUAUUUUCGCUGUGUUCGCUGUGAGCAUGGCCGUUUAUCCAGCUGUGACUGUGCUGGUUGAAUCUCAUCCAGUGACAAAGGGGACAGAUUGGAACAAUAUAUAUUUCGUGCCGGUAGUCAAUUAUUUGAUCUUCAACUGUGGAGACUAUUCCGGCAGGCUGGUAGCUGGGUUCAUUUUACGACCGGAUAACCAGUGGGCGAUAGCCGGCGCGAGUAUUCUCCGUAUAGUGGGCGUGCCCAUGUUGAUGUUGUGCAACGCUCAGCCGCGUCGGCACCUGCCCGUGCUGUUCCUCUGGGACUGGGAGUAUAUACUGAUCAUGAUAGUGUUCGCCUUCACCAACGGCUAUCUCACCAAUAUCGUCAUGAUCAACUCUACAAGGGUGGUGGAACUCCAUGAGCGAGAGAAGGCGUCUUCAGUAAUCGCCACCAUGCUGAGUGUGGGACUCACAGUUGGCGCAGCCGUUGGAAUGCUGCUUGUACAUUUCUUAUAAACAACUGGCUUUCAUACCAGGGUCUCGAUUCUAUUUAAAGUAUAGGUUGCGGCAAACUUCUUGGGAAAACCACAGACUAAUAAUUUGCGCAGUAGAUGUUUUUGUAUGUAAAAUUGCUAUUGCGCAGGUUUCCUUGUCUCUAUGGUCGUUGCUCAAGCCGUUUGCCGGGAUAUAUCAUAAUAGCGUUUAUUAUGGUAUCUCAGCAGUUUUGAUUUUUGACACAAUAUUUUUACAAAUAUACUAAAAUCAGGCUAUACUCCCUUACUCAUAAUAUGUUGUUUUUAUCUAUAUGCAUAAUCAUAAUAAGUAUUGAGACACGAUGUUUACGUUAGGUUAGUAGAAUGGACACCUAAUUUUACCAACAUUUAUGGUCUUUAAAAUUUGCCCCAAAUACUGGGAAAAUAGCCUUUCCAUCAGAAUCAUAUAUAUCCUUUGUCAGAAUCAUAUAGUAAUUUUGGACAUGUAAGUAUGUAGAUAAAUAGUGAUAUUGCGUAUGACAGGGGUCGCCAACAUGAUAAGAUACAAGAUGUAAGUACUAUAAUAAUUUUGAAACCUUGCGCUAUGUUCCUAUUACGUUUUUUAUUUUUUUAACGAAAUCUCAUACAAUAUGUAUUAUUUUUAUAGGAGGAAAAAGAAUUUGAAAUUGUUGACCAUUAUGUAUAUUUUUUAUUAUUAUUUAGUCGAAAAAUGUAAAACUAAAAAUGUGAAUAUAUAUAAUGUGAUUUAUAUUAGUUGAGUAUUGUAUUUUUAUUUGCUAAGAAUCGUUUGACUGGUUGACCACCCCUGGUAUAUAAUAUGUAUGAUUUAAGAUAUUAUGUAUAAUAUAAUUACGACAUAAUCCUUUUAUCCUCAGCAUCAGUAGACUUCUAAUGAAGCAUACGCCGUCCCUUUAUUACCUGUAAACAGGAUCACCUAGUAGUAGAAAAGAAAAAAAUAUUCUAGAAAUAUUGUUGAUUUGAAGGAUUUAAAUAAAAUUAAAAAAAGUACAGAAUUACACAGCGCCUGUAUGUAUGUAUAUAUAAUAAACGGACAGCAGCUCGUCGGGUUGCAACAAAACGUCAACUUUCUUGAAUUGAUGUUGAACUAUGAAUAAGGUUCGAAACGAAACAGACUGCAAAAUUUCGUCAGUUUUGAAAGGACUGAUUUGAUUUACUUAUACCCAAAACAAGUAGUUUCUACUUAGUGGAGCGCAAGAUAGCCAUUAUAUAAAGAUUAGUAUUCAUUUCACUCAUUUAAAUAAGACGAUGAUUUUCGUCCUUGACCGAGUGUAAUAAAUACAAUAUUUCCCUUUUAAAAUCCAAAUUUACUUUCAGUACAUAACAGGUUGAUAACAUUAUUAAAUUUAACAUGUGUUGAUAUGAUAUAUGAUAUGUUUUAUGCUGGAAUGCUUUUAUGGAAAUUAUACCAAAAAUAAUUAUUUUUAAAUUUAAACAAUAAUUUUAUAAUUCUUUUUAUGAAUUAAGAUACGAAAUUGAUUUAAUUAUAGCAACAUUUUAUAAUAAGGGCUUAGUUAAUUUUAACGUUUAAAUACGAUGAACCUACAUUUAUGCUUUAAGUUUAUUUUUUGUAAAUACUUAGGUAAUAAUGUAUAUUUUUUAAUAUAAAUAUAAUGGUCUUUGUAAUCUCUAAAUAACGAAUUUAUUUUAUAGCAUAAAGUAUGAUGCAUUGUGCAAGUAUAACUUAACCUAAUACUUAGAAUGAAAAAUACAUGGAGCAAAAUGUUUUAAAGUCAUACUCAAAACGUCAAUUAAAUGUAAUCUUCUCAAAGUGGCAACGUCUCGAUUUAUUUUAUUAGUUGUUGCAAAUAAAAAUCUACAAAAUCAACUUUGACCGAACUUAAAACUGGGAAAUGAACCCUGGCCGCCCACAUAGCAGGCGUGCUUUCUACCACUGAGCCACGGACGCUUAUUGAUAAGGUCACAUUUUUUUAAUAACAAUUUAAAAUGAACAGAAAUUUGCGAAAUUUGCAUUGCGAUGUAAUAAAAGUUUCACUUUAAAAUAUUUACUUGUUCUGAAUGCUUUUUAAUCUGUUACAUUCCAAAUGUUACUGCCAAGAAAAUAUACUUACUUAAAUAUUCUUUUGUUUAGCAAAAGGUUAAACAAAUUAUAAAUGUAUUUUUUUUGUUUGCUCAAGGUGCUACUGUGGUGUCAGAUUUAUUUACAAACAACAUUAGUAUUUUAGUGAAAAAUGUAUGUACUUACAUAAUUAUUAUUUAAUGUAAGAAAGUAAUUAAUUAUGUAAUGAGACAUUCGGGUCUAACCGAUUGAACAUAAUGUCAAAAUACUGUUCGUACUGAUAAUGGUUUGUAAAUUAAAUAUAAUACAUAUUAGUGCAGACAACCAUAAUUCAGAUUUAAAACUGUUAAGGCACUUUAACUAAUUUUGAGCUCUGUAUAGUGUUUGACCAAAUGUAGUUUGGACAUACAUUUAACAAAUAUAUAGAUAUUACCAACAAAAUGGUGUAUGAUCGACAACAAAACAAAACUUUUAAAUAAUUUAAUAUGUGUUGGGUUAUGGGUGUUGUACCCCUAGCACGAACCAUUAUCGAAUUCGAAUGGUUUGAAGAGAGUGUCAAAUGUCAAUGUCAAAUUUUGUAUGGAAUCUUGAACAGCAGCGCCAGAAAGUACGUAACGAGAACUAUAUAUCAGUACACAUUUCACAAUGACAUUUCGGACUCGCAAACGUUACGAAUUCGAUAUUGGUUCGUGCUAAGGGUACUGUACGUUUUUGUUUACAUUUAAGUAUAAACAAGCAUAUUACUUUAAAGUAAGUAUGACAUAUUGUCUAUUUCACAAAGCGUUGUGAAUAGACAAUAUGCCAUAGACUUGUGAAAAAGUCGAAUAGCACUCGAAGCUGCAUAUCGAUGUUUCGUUUCAGCAGCUUGUCUAAUUUAAGGGUUUUGUACUAUAUGAGACAUUCACAAAUUAUGUUAUGGUAUUUUAGUCAUAUUUAUCCUAAUAUGAACUUCUAUGAUUAAAAAAAAGAGUUAUAAGUAUAUGUUGAUUUUAUGAAUAUUUUCUGAGGAAACAUUCAUAUUAAUUUAAGUAAAAAUGUAACAAUAAAUUAAGCUUCAACGUGCCUCAAUAGAGGUUAUAUUUAUUUAAUGACUUGUAAUGAAAUUGUGACUCACAAGAGAGAUAUCAUAAUCUCUUCAAAAAUAAAUGCAUGCUGUUUCAAUGAUGGCAAAUAUUCCAUUUGCAAAACAAAACCUGUUUUUUUUUUAAUGUCUCCACGUUAGCUCCCCAUUUCUGCAAUUAUUAAACCUUAACAAUUUUAAUUCUUAUACAUUUAUUCAAGUACAACUACUUUUAAGAUCUGCGUACUUUAAACGGAUAAUAAUUCCCUAGGUGAAGCCGCACACCGGGAUCAUAAAGUACAUACAUGCACGCAACAUUUACCUUGCCACAAAAUGCACGCAACAUUUACCUUGCCACAAUAUGCACGCAACAUUUACCUUGCCACAAUAUGCACGCAACAUUUACCUUGCCACAAUAUGCACGCAACAUUUACCUUGCCACAGUAUGCACACAACAAAAACUUUGCUACAAUAUGCACGCAAAUUUUUUGCUUUCGUCUCGCUACAGACGUAUCCUUGAUGUGCGUGCUUACACGCAGAUAUAUGAGGGCGAUAAAUGUGUCGCGUUUCAAAUGUGGCGCCACAAUUAUCGUAAUACAAUUGUAUGUCUGAACGUGCGGCCCGUAUUUGUUCAGAGCCAGUUACAUAUUGGAGUUUCUUUAGUCAGUAACCCCCUUAUUAAUAAACGAAGAAUAAGCUUGGAUUAGUUACUCCGUAAUAACUGCAUGGUAACGGCUAAAAAUGUACUACAUACAGUAGAUAUGCUCGAUGCUACACACGCACACAUUGACUGCUUUCAAACAAUCUGACAGAGUCACGAACAUAUUGCGCUUAACAUGAGCGCGUUAUUAAGGCCCGUAUUACAGAAUGACAACUAAGUGUUGAAUUUACUUGAGUACAGUUUGAAAGGGAUGUCGCUAUGUGCUAUAUACCUAUAGCGACAUCCCUUUCUAACUAUGCUCAAUACUAGAUCAAUCACUGAGAAUCAUUCUAUUAUACAGGCCUUAGAUUGCUCUAUUUAGGUGUGUAUAUAAUCAAAGCAUUGAGUAUUAAUCACCAUUUUCCUAUACGGUAUAUAUUCAUAGUUACUCACAGUAACUGUAGUGCGAAAGAGCCCUUUACAUUAAAAAUAUACAGGUAAUUUGAUUGUCUACUUAUAAUUGUUAAUCAAAAUAUAAUAAUAUUCUAAAGAUUAUAAUCGAUUUCUGUGAAAAAUUAUCUUAAAAGAUAUAUUAUUAAAAUAAAAUAAAUUUUAAUAAUAAAAAGCUGUGUCACAGAUCUCAGUUAAUAAUACAUUUAUCAAAGAAAAACCUAUAAAUAUGUAGAUAGUUUGUUAAGCAUUUCCAUGGUUAGCAUAGUCUGAAAAUGUUUAGAAUUGUACCUGAUUUUUGUCUCAAUUUUAACCAUUUGUCUAACUUUUGAUUAUUUAUAUGUAAUAAUAAUUUUGUAUACCUUAUUAUGAUUUAUGUGAUAUUAAUUUAUGUUGGUACUAAUUGUAGCUGCUAUAAUUUAUUUAUUGAGAUUAUGAAAUGAAUUCUAUCCUCAAUAUUAUCAUAAUUUCAUCGUGUUUAUUGGAACAAUGUAUGUAAUCUAUUAAAUUUCCAAAAAUACAUAUAUUUA
Chilo suppressalis (striped riceborer) is the source of this 6355-nucleotide messenger RNA. NCBI's taxonomy places the organism in Eukaryota, Metazoa, Arthropoda, Insecta, Lepidoptera, Crambidae. The record is from the annotation of a GenBank genome assembly.